Messenger RNA from Limulus polyphemus (Atlantic horseshoe crab), 500 nucleotides. RefSeq names its product leishmanolysin-like peptidase. Gene Ontology annotation, molecular function: metalloendopeptidase activity. Bases 24 to 425 code for a protein of 133 amino acids. Gene Ontology annotation, biological process: proteolysis; cell adhesion. The transcript has 3 exons. Gene Ontology annotation, cellular component: membrane; cytoplasm. The record is from RefSeq and is a predicted model, not a curated record. Lineage: Eukaryota; Metazoa; Arthropoda; Merostomata; Xiphosura; Limulidae.
GUGCAGAAACCAAACAUGGAUAUAUGGGAGAGUUUUGUGAAAAUCAAAUUGACAAAAUGCAGAUCCCUGAAGAACAUCUGGAGGAAGUACUCGUUUACAACUUUUCAGGGCCAGCACCACUUCCAUCCUCUCUUCCAGCUGGUCCAGGAGUAAAGGAUGCUGAUUAUCUCUUGUACAUCAACAGCAUGUAUUCAGAAUGGUGUCAGAAAGAGGAAAUACUAGCUUAUGCCUCCUAUUGUCAACUGGACCAGCAUGAUCGGCCUGUAGCAGGAUAUAUAAAUUUUUGCCCUGCACAUUUUGAUGAUACUACUUACAAUGAGGAGAAAUCAGUUCUUGUAAGUGACAAAGAUGUAUUGAGGAUUUCAAGGUUAUGCCAAUGUCUUGUAACAUCAACGUAUUUCAAACACAUGAAAUAUAAUUUUUGAUGUUUGUUUGUUGCUGGUGUUUACAGAAUUCCUCAGGAUUCAAGUGUUUUUUUUUUCACACAUUCCAAAUAUUUC